Messenger RNA from Durusdinium trenchii, 6589 nucleotides. The record is from the annotation of a GenBank genome assembly. NCBI's taxonomy places the organism in Eukaryota, Dinophyceae, Suessiales, Symbiodiniaceae.
CGGAGAGCUACCCUGCUUCGGGGUGUUCGCCAGUUCCUCCUUUUGGCAAAACGGCCAUGUGGCAAGAUUUGCUCCCCGGACGCUGGGAGAGCUGUGGGGACCGGCCAGCCUCGCUGUUGGCCUUCGAGAAGUUCUUGAAGAAGGACCAUGGACAGGUCGUCCCAGAUGUGGAAGAGCUUCAGCAGCUGCAGGACCACGAGGCCAAGUUGAUGGAGGGCCUCGUGGAGACCGGUUUGGAGUCGGUCCGCGUCUCCUCCGCGGCCGGAAGGUGCCUCUACCUCUACUGCACGUGCUUCGCAGCCUUUCCUCAACUCUGGAAACAUCUGCUGCGGCGCUUCAAUGCUUCCCUGACCUUCCCGCGACUGCAAGCCUUGCUGCGCCUGCUGCGGGGCAUGCUGGAAAUGGACCCCUGCGAAACGGUGAGCUUUGAGGGUCGGGAUCGAAGCCGAGGUGCCAGGGUGUUGACGGGCACGCCUGCGACGAAGCUCUUCGAGAACUUGCUCAAGGUCCUGGAGCAGACGCAGCACCAGCGGAUGCUGCACGAGGUGGUGCCCCCGUUGGCCCUGGCAGCGGAACGGGCGCCGCAGGAGUUCAGCGACACCUUUCAGGCGUCGGUGCAGUUGCUCUAUGACUGGGCCGUCCGCCCAGGACUGUCCGAUGACUGCCGUGCCAUUCUCAACACGGCUUUUGCCGCCUUCAGUGCUCAGUGGCAUCAGGAGCGCCACACGGACUUCUCGGCGGCGCUGCACCAACAGGUGCUGGCCGAAUUGCAGAGCGCUGGCGAGCAUGAGAAGCUGCAUGCCUUAGUCUUCAGUUUUUACGGCCUCUCAAAGGCUAUGGGGAACCUGGGUGCUCACUAUGCAGAAGUGGCUCCCCUACUGCUCCGAUGCAUCGAUCAGGCAGCGCAGCUCAGUGGGCUUUUUGCGUCCGAUGGCCAGAGCCGUUUCUGUCAGCGGUCCGCAUGGACACAGCGUUCCAUUUCCCUCAUCUCACGGGGGAUGUGCCAUAUCCGGCUGUGCACCUCCGUGCACUUGGCCGCCCUCCGAGCCCUCGGCGCCGAGCCAUCGCCCUCGCCCUCCUCCGCGAUGGCGGCGCUGGAGGUGCUGCAGAGUGGGACCUUCCGAGAGCUCAAGGCCUUGAGCGACGUGGGGCUCCGACAGCUCUGCGAAGCCACCUGGGAAGCCAUGCUGAACCACUCCUGCGGGGAGGUGCUUCAGGCGGCUUGCCUGGAGAAAGUCUUGGAGGAGUUGCAGGAGCUCGUGCCGGUCUCGGACACCGAGUGUUUGCACGCCGGAGUGGCCAACUUGCAGCUUCUACAGCACUACUCAGGGGUCCUGGAGCCCAAGCAGCAGCAGGUCCUCUCCGAGAGCCUGCGCCCCAUCUUGGCGGCCAGCCGGCAGACGGACGGUCAGAGCGAGAUGCUCCUGGCGGCAAAGCUGCUGCGGCUCCUGGACGACGAAGCGCUGGUGGAGUGGAUUGCGGAGGAGGUCUCGCAUCUCGUGGCAGCGCGUCCGCACUCGAAGGGCCUUCGUCUGCUGCAGUCCUUCUCUUCGGUGCCUGGUACCUUCUGGCAUUGCUUCGGUGGGCGCCUGAAGCUCUGGGAGCCGACCUUCCAAACGGCGGAUCCCCAGGCGCUGGCCGAGUGCGCGCUGGCGCUCUGGCGCGACGAGCCGCGCUUCGGGCGCCUGCUGCGGAGUUGCUUUGGGCAGCUGAUGGACCCACUGUGCCCCGGCGAGGCAGCAGCGCGGGGGCGCCAGAAGCUCUGGGCGAAGCUGGCGGCUGCACGGCUGGACCUGGGCGAGGCGCUGGUGGCGCCCAGUGGCGUGUUGCGAAGCUUGCUGGUGACCAGCUCCGAACUCAGCAGUGAAUCCCUGGGCAGCCUGUUGACAGCCCUCCGCACCUUGAGCCCGGGCGACGGGACGCAACACCGGGACUUUCGAGAGUACUUGUCCUCCAUGCUUUGGCGGGCGCCAGGAGUCCCCAACAACCUGAAGACCCUUUGGCUGCUGUUGCUGGCUGCGGCGUUCUUCGUCUCGCACCGCCUGAAGUCGCCCUUCGGCUCGGCGUCCUCGAGCCUGCAGAUGCUGGAGACGAUGAUGAUCGAGUCCUCGAGCAAGGUGGCUCAAAAGGUCGCGGCGAGCCUCUCGAAGCAGGGAGCGGCCUUGGAUGCCAGCAUCAUUGACGGGAGUUUCUGCCCUUUGGCCUGUGUUCAAGUGGUCUUCGCGCUGGAGCAGCUGAUUCUACUGGCGCAGGAGCCGGUGGUCUUCAAACCAGAGGUUCCCGAUCGGACUGGACGCGUUUCGAAGCAGUUCUUCGAGGCCAACCGAAAGGUCUGCGCCGAUUGGUUCCACCGGAUGCGUGGACUGCUGCAGCACACCUUGGCGCGCUACGGCUCGCACGCGGCGACCUAUUCCCUCACGCAGGCCCGCUUGGUCGAUGCUCUCAGCCACCUGAGCAGCACCGAACCCUUGCCCUUGUCGGAGCACGCCUUGCAAGUGCUCACUCGGAGGAAGGCAGAGGGUGCCCCGGGCCUGCGCCGCGAGCUGAUCCUCUCCACGGUCUGGCCAGCACCGUCCGCGGGCGACACGCGCGACGCGCGCGCGCUGAUGCCGGCGCUGGAGCAGCUGGAGCCGCGCCGUUCCGGAGGAACGCAGCGGGUGACGAUCCUGACAGAUCCCAAGAACAGCUUACCAUCGCACAAGGCCGUGGAAGCCUUGGACCAGAACCUCGUGCCGUUGCUCUCGAGCGCCUUGCGCCUGCGCGACGUGGGUCUGUGCCGCGGCGUCCUGGCGCUGCUCUGCCACGGCGCCUGGGCCUUUGCCGCGCCCACGGGGCGCGCGGUGGUGCUCUUCCAGGAUGCUUUGCUGUGCUUCGCACAGAAGCGCUACGAGGAGGCGAAUCUGCUCUUUGCCAAGUCCUAUGAGGACCCCGAUGCGUGGGAGGACACGAACAACGCGGCGGAUGUUAGGCGCUUGGGCUCCGGGCGUGGUCUGCAGAAUCUGCUGGCGCGAACCUGGCUGGACAGCGCGCUGGAGGCGCGCGAUGAAGAGGCGCUCCAGGCGUGGCUGCGGAUGCACCAGGGCUGGGCGCCGGAGGCAAUGGUGGCCUUUGCCCAAUCGUACGAGCUACUCCUGAAGCGAGACUGGGAGGCGAGCCGCUCGGCCCUGGGCACGGCCCAAGCCGCCAGUGCCGCCGCCUGGGCGGCCGCGGCCGACGCGGACGCGUCCGCGGCCCGCGGGGGCGAAGGGGUGGCGAGGCUGUCGAGGUGGGACGAUCUGCAUGCGCUGUUCAUGGUGGAAGCGGCCGUGGAGGUCAAGUUGGGCUCGGAGCUGGCACCCCAAGCGUUGCGCCAGGCACGGUCCUCACUGGAGACAGAGAUCAGUGCGCUGUGCCAUACUGAGCCCUUGCUGCUGAGCUCCCUUCAGGUGCAUGACGAGCUGCAUCCACAGCUGGAGCUCUUAGAUGCCUUGGAAUCGCCCGAGAAGACGGGCUGCUCAGCGGCAGCGCUUCGUCGUGCGGCUUCCUUGGAUCUCUUGGAGGUGCUACAGGUGCCAGAAGCCGAUGCCUUGAUGCAGACUUGCAUGCAGGAGCGGAGCUACAAGCUGGCGGAGUGGGUUUUGGACACCCAGCAGGUCUUGGAGCCGAGCCUUUGGCGCUCCAAGCUGCUGAUGGCGCAGCGCGAGCGGAUGGCCGAAGGUUUGCAGGUCUUGGACUAUGCCCUGGCCUCGGCCUUCACGAAGCUGCGAGACGCGGACUUCCGCCGCGGCCGUCGGGCGGUGCACCACGAGAUCGCCGGGCUCUCCUCUCAGCUGCUGUCCUCCGUGGGCGCCACGCCCUCGCCGCGCGUGCUGCGCUCGCUGGUGGGGCUGGGCAAGCACCUGGCAGCGGAAGGUGCGCCGGGGCAGCUGUUCGACGAGUGGGCCGGGCGCUGGUGCACGGCGCUGAUGGUUCCCGAGCUGUCGACGACGCUUCCGGGUGCACAGCUGAACCCCUUCUUCAUGGGCCAGUGGUUUGAACAGACCUGCCAGCUGUGCGAUGAUGGCCACCUUUGGGGGCAGUACGCGGAUUGGCUUUUCCUGCAGGCCUGGUCCUUGGAGCCCGCCUACGUGGAGGCCGUGCUUUCGGCGGCCCUCGGCAGCGCGGCCCCGCCGGAGCUGCCGCAGCUGGCGCGCUGGGUGGCACAGGGUAUCCGAAGGUGGGUGAAGCAUGAGAGCGGGCGAGCGACCGCGAUGUCUUUGCAGUGGCUCUUGAAGCACUCCAAGGUGGGGCAGUGCAGGUGCUGGAAGGACUUGGGAGAGCAACGGGCAGCGGCGCUGGCCGAGCCAAUUGCAUUCUUGGCAUCCACCUUCAGCCAGUGGCAACGCGCGGCUGGUGCACAGACCAUCGAGGCGUACGUCCGGCACCUGAACCGCUCCGAGCUGCCGCCCAGCCAUCCGCGCGUGCAGCGCGCGGUGCUGCGGUCCUUGCGGCUCACGGAGCGGCACCUGCAGAGGCCCAGCGCACUGGAGUGGCUGGAGACGCGUUUCCCGGAGCCGCUGCUGCCACAGCUUCUGGCUUAUAUGAACGGUCCCUCCACGGAGCACAGCGUGGCCACGGUGGCUGCAGGUUUGUUCGAGCGGGUGGCCGAUCGGAAGCCACAUGUGGUGCUCUUCCCAGCGCUGGCAGCAGAGGAGUCUUCCAAGGCGCUGGCCAUCGCCCAGCGUCUGCAUCCGGCGCUGCUGGGCACCGCCUCGCGCUUCGCACGCGCGUUGAACGCCAUGGCCAUCCCGGUGGAUGAGGUUUGCGCGCGGAUCCUGCACUUCGCAGAGUCCUUCUUGGCGCCCAAGCCGGUGGACGAGGUUCCGAGCUGUGCUCCGCAACUCUUGGGUCCUCUGCUGGACUUGCUCGAAGACCUCGACGUGGAAAAGCCCCAUCGCAGCGGCAGUCCCUCCCAGGUGCUGUGUUUGAUGGGCUGUGCGCCCUCGCUGGACUCUGUCUAUGCGCGGCGCUUCUUGCAGAUCUUCCUCCCGCCCCUCCGCAGGAUGCUCUACCUGCAUGGCCCGCAUCGUCUCGCGAAGGGCGCGCAGGAGCUGCAAAGGAGCUUGUUGGCCCAUCUCCACGUGUUGCAGCGAAGCUGCAACCACUUCGCGAGCAGCAGCGUGCCCUUGGUGGACCUGGCGCCCGACCUGCUGCAGAUGUUUCAAGACCAGGAGCAGAUCAUCCUUCCCAUCGACGUGGCGCCUGGCGCGCCGCUCAUGCGCCUCACGCGCGCGUCGGAGGUAGUGCACUUGCUCUCCACCAAGACCAAGCCCAAGAAGUUAAGCUUUGAGGCGCAGGAUGGCACCUGGCACAGCUUCCUCCUCAAGGGCAGCGACGAUUUGCGCUUGGAUGGCCGAAUCAUGCAGCUCUUGCAGAUGGCCAAUGCGGUGGUGGAGGCGGGCGCUUGCAAGGCCUUAGAGGCCUUGGGCCCCACCUGCGGGACUCGUGGCCUGCGCUGCCGGGGGUAUGAUGUGGUUCCCAUCGCUGCCAGGGCGGGGCUGAUCCGCUGGGUGGCGGCCGUGCCGCUCUUCGUGAUCCACAAGCAACGGCGCCAGGCAUCUCAAAAGCAGGAGACGGAAAAGCCCAAGGCCUUGGCGAGUGCCGACCUGUGGCAUCGGAAGAUUCAACAACACCUCAGGGCGAUGGACUCGGAUGUGAACCACCCGCGCCGGCACUGGCCGAUGGAGGCGCUUCGGAGGACCUUUGAUGAGAUGCAAGCAGAUUCGCCCUCGGACCUCAUCAGUCGCGAGCUUUUCUUAAGCUCUCUCCAUCCAGGACAGCACUUCUUGCGGCAGAGGGCAUAUACCUUGUCGACCUCAUUUAGCUCGAUCUUGGGGCAUCUCAUUGGCCUGGGAGAUCGUCACUUGGACAACCUGCUCUUGGACCUGACCACCGGAGAGGUGGUGCACGUGGACUAUUCCAUUUGCUUUGACCGUGGCCAGCGCUUGCGUGUACCAGAGCGGGUGCCCUUCCGCCUCACGCGGUGUAUGGUUCAUGCUCUUGGGCCUCUGGGUUUGGGUGGUCCCUUCGUGCAGACGAUGGAGGUGGGCUUGGGUCUCAUCGCCGAGUGGCGCGAGCUCAUCCUCUCCUUGAUGGAGCCUUGCUUGGCCUUGGCGCCGGUGAAUGAUUGGGUGGCGCCGGUGAUGAGCCCCUUCCAAAAGACCAAGGAGGUGAAAGAAGCGAAGGUGGACACGUCCAAGGAUCACAAAGAGGAGGCGGCCCCCGCAGCGCCUCCCGGGCUGGCGCCGAGCGGGCCUGCGCCCAGCGCGGCGGCGAGGUCCAGCAGCGAGGCGCCGGUGAAGUUGGAGGCCGAGAACCAGUUGGAGUGGCCCACCCUGGGCGCCGCGCCGCCGCCGCCGCCGCCCGGGCCUCCGCCACCUCCACCGGACGCGGCGGGCGCGGCGGGCGCCGUUGCGGAGGCCUCUGAGAACAGCUCGGAGGAAAGCCACGAGACGCCAGCCCGCGACGAGGACGAGGACGAGGAGGGCGAGGAGGGCGCCCGCAGCGAUGGGUCGGAGCCGCCGAAUGGGGAGGAGGAGCGAUUGCUGGCGCAGGACAGGGAGGAGGACGA